CUAUUCAAAUUAGACUCAAUAAUCGAAACAAUACUCUGGAGCCACAUGUAUAUUUUAUAUGGGGUUGUCUGCUAUAAUUGUCAGGAACAUUAGUUUUUAACAAUAACCGAAAAAACAAAAUGCCGAAGAAGAAGACGGGGGCUAAGAAAAAAGCCGAUAAACAGAAGGAAAGACAAAAGGACAUUAAAAAUGCCCAAUUUCAAAGACAACUUGCUGACAGACCCUGUAAUUUAAUGAUGGAAUGUGAUCAGUGUAAAAAGACUCAAAAGAAUCGUGCAUUUUGUUAUUUUUGUGGAAAUUUACAACGGCUACCUAUAUGUGCCCAAUGUGGUAAACAGAAAUGUUUAUUAAAAUCAGGUGAUUGUGUAGUCAAACAUCCAGGAACAUUUACAACUGGUUUAGGAAUGGUGGGAGCUGUUUGUGAUUUUUGUGAAGCGUGGGUUUGUCAUGGUAGAAAAUGUUUAUCAACACAUGCUUGCUCAUGUCCGUUAACUAAUGGCGAUUGUGUAGAAUGCAAUCGUGGAGUGUGGGAACAUGGAGGUCGAAUCUUUCAGUGCUCAUUUUGCAGAGGAUUCCUUUGUGAAGAUGAUCAAUUUGAACAUCAAGCCAGUUGUCAAGUACUAGAAUCAGAAAAUUAUAAAUGUGUAGCUUGUAAUAAAUUAGGACAAUAUUCUUGUUUAAAGUGCAAGGUAUGUUACUGUGAUCAACAUGUACGAAGGAAAGGGGUGAAAUAUGAUAAAGGGGAAUUUCCUUGUCCUAAAUGUAAUAAUGACAUGCAGGAAACUAAGGACUUGAGUAUGUCCAUUAGAAAAUAUAAAUAUGGUCGUCAGAAUGAUUAUGAUGAUGAUGAUGAUGAUGAUCGUGAUUAUGAAGGAUAUAGUGCUGGUGGAUUUACAGGUUAUUCAUCCUUCUCUUAUGGCUCAGCAAGUUAUAAUAAUGAUGAUGAUGAGUCUGAAGAAGACGAUGAUGAUGAUGACGAUGAAGACGAUGAUGAUGAUGAAGAUGUCAGUAAAGAUAUGGAAAAACUUUCUACAAAUUAACAUAAUUAAAUAUGUAAACCAAAAUUUGAUAAUGUACAAAUAAAUUAUAUAUUCAA
Patella vulgata (common limpet) is the source of this 1096-nucleotide messenger RNA. Its product is annotated as zinc finger protein 330 homolog. Bases 120 to 1040 code for a protein of 306 amino acids. The record is from RefSeq and is a predicted model, not a curated record. Lineage: Eukaryota; Metazoa; Mollusca; Gastropoda; Patellidae. Gene Ontology annotation, cellular component: nucleus. The transcript is spliced from 9 exons. Gene Ontology annotation, molecular function: zinc ion binding.